This is a messenger RNA of Cooperia oncophora, 300 nucleotides long. NCBI's taxonomy places the organism in Eukaryota, Metazoa, Nematoda, Chromadorea, Rhabditida, Trichostrongylidae. The record is from the annotation of a GenBank genome assembly.
AUGAAUCAGCUGACUAGUAGUGGAUCAUCAGCUAACAUAGAGUCUCAAGGAAUGCAACUGUUUUCAGUUUUACAAGAUCAGUUUGUAUCAGAACAACUGUUGCCGCUCCAGGGUAGUCAAAAUGUUGGUGGUAUCAAUUCUAUCGUGAAUCCGGCUGCACUUUACUACCAGUACAUAUUGCAACAGCAGCAGCAAAAGCAAACUGUAUUGCAGCAGCUUGUGCAGCAGCCAGUCUCCACUUCUGAAGCGGCUCUACGUCAGCAUAAACAGUUCCAUUCACCUGUGACAGGUAUUCAAUGA